Molecule: messenger RNA, 9765 nt
Organism: Corythoichthys intestinalis (scribbled pipefish)
Lineage: Eukaryota; Metazoa; Chordata; Actinopteri; Syngnathiformes; Syngnathidae
Gene: pacsin1b
Product: protein kinase C and casein kinase substrate in neurons 1b
Exons: 10
Coding region: 732-2063 (443 amino acids)
Biological process (GO): plasma membrane tubulation; cytoskeleton organization; regulation of endocytosis
Cellular component (GO): cytoplasm; plasma membrane; endosome
Molecular function (GO): protein binding; phospholipid binding
Source: RefSeq, a predicted model, not a curated record
AAACAAAGAAAAUUUGAAAAAAAAAAGUUUAAAAGGGUAAAUAUAUGAAAAAGAACUCCUGACCACUCCUUGAUGUUUGCAAUUUUUUCAUCACGACCCUUGUUAUAUGACCAUGUUUCACCCAUAAAAUCCCCCAAAAAUCCAGCUGUGUCUUGACACUCAGUGAUACAUGCUACAUGGAGUUUUUGGAUCGGCACAAGGCAGUUACGCGAUAAUAUCUCGUUAAAGUCAUGGCGUCUGUAAUUCUGCCAAAUAACUUUAGCCUAAUGGUUAUGUCCAGGUAUUUUCUGAAGUUUUAAUUCGCUUCUACCCUUCACGUGAAAAAGGUUAAUGAAUGCUAGCACUAGCUAGUCUUUACACCACAACAAAACCUGAGGAUCCAAGGGAUGCAACACGCCCACCGACCACCAUCCCCUCCUCCAACCGCCUCAUUUCUCCUCCCGUGUGCGCCGGCUCGGCGCUCUGUCAGAACCCCUUGAGUUUUACACCAAGGGAUUAUCACUCUCUCGCUGAGAUACACAAACACAUACGUUUAGCGCUGCGUGCCGGUUCCGGUUCCUUUUCUCGCAGAGUCUGUUGAUGCUUUUGUCGCUCGGGAGCAGAGGAGGUUGUUGCCCGACACCACGUGUUGUUUUUUUUCUCCUAGCUACAGCCCGGGUUGCUGCUAAUGGAGGACUAGGGUGUGUAAGAGGAACGAACAAAGACGCCUUCGCCUCGCCCCGGUUGCCACCAUGUCUGGCGCCUUCGACGAGUCGGCCAGCCUGGAGGAGAGCACCGACAGUUUCUGGGAGGUGGGAAACUACAAGCGUACAGUGAAGAGGAUCGACGACGGUCAUAGACUCUGCAAUGACCUUAUGAAUUGCAUCCAGGAGCGAGCUAAAAUCGAGAAAGCCUACUCUCAGCAACUGACCGACUGGUCCAGAAGAUGGAGACUGCUGGUGGACAAAGGUCCUCAAUACGGCACGGUAGAACGCGCCUGGAUGUCGCUCAUGACCGAGGCGGAGAAGGUCAGUGAUCUUCACCACGAAGUGAAGAACAACUUGAUGGCCGAGGACUUUGAGAAAGUGAAGAACUGGCAGAAAGACUCCUACCACAAGCAGAUGAUGGGAGGAUUUAAGGAAACCAAAGAGGCAGAUGAGGGAUUCAAGAAGGCCCAGAAGCCCUGGGCUAAAAAGUUAAAGGAGCUGGAGGCUGCAAAAAAGGCAUACCACAUGGCCUGCAAAGAGGAGAAGCUGGCCUCCACCAGGGAGGCCAACGGCAAGAGUGAAGCCUCAGUCACUGCUGACCAGUUGAAAAAACUCCACGAGAAAGUUGACAAGUGCAAGCUGGAUUCCCAAAAGGCCAAGGACAAGUACGAGAAGGCUCUGGACGAGCUGAACAAAUGUACACCUCAGUACAUGGAGAGCAUGGAGCAGGUCUUCGAUCAGAGUCAGCAGUUUGAAGAGAAGAGACUUAGCUUCAUCCGAGAGGUAUUCCUGGACGUCAAACGCCACCUGAACCUGACAGAGAACCAAAGUUACGCAUCCGUGUACCAAGAACUUGAACAUACCAUCACGUCGGCCAGCGCUCAAGACGAUCUCCAGUGGUUUAAAAACAACCACGGUCCUGGCAUGCACAUGAACUGGCCGCAGUUUGAGGAGUACAACCCAGACCUCAGCCACAGCAUCACGAAGAAGUCCAAGAAAGGAAGCGAUUCCAUCAUGCUGACCAAUAUCACAUCCACAGUGGAUCGGGCACAAGCUGGUGAUCAGGGCAGCGUAAACAGCUACGAUAAGACCCAGCUGCACAGGGCCUCCAACGAAUGGUCGGACGAGGAUCAGACGGCGCCCGACUCGGCCAGCGACACCAACGGCGGCGGCAACCCUUUUGACGACGACUCCUCCGGCGGCGUGCGGGUGAGGGCGUUGUACGACUACGAAGGCCAGGAGCAGGACGAGCUCAGCUUCCGAGCAGGAGAAGAACUGACAAAACUGGAGGAGGAGGACGAGCAAGGCUGGUGCAAAGGCCGCCUGGACAGCGGCCAGCUGGGUCUUUACCCGGCUAAUUACGUGGAGCCUAUCUAGCGGGCUAGCUAGCUAGACGUCGGCGCGAACUUCAAAACGGACUCCACUUUCCACGGGGGAACGCACAUUGACCACCUCCGCCUUUCUUUCAAGCACCUGAACUUAGGUUCCCCAGUUCAGGACCAUGCGACCUUCUAAUUCUGCAUUUUUUGUGAGACGGUCUUCAAAGCGGUGCCUGGAUUUGAGCAAGAACGAGCUAUGCAUUGUGCAUUCCGUGUAUAUAUUGACGUCGUUUUUUUUUUUUUAACCAUCUGGAUGCUUGGACGGCGUUCACCAUCUAUGUUCGACGUGUACAAGUAGUCUUCAUUGAGCCUAAUGCAUGUUUUUGAAACGUGCCGGGAAAGCAAAACUGUGAGAAGAACAUGAAAACCACUCGAGCGCCAUGAAAUGCUAAUUCAUACUUUUAAAUGUGAUUUUUUUUUAAACGUGAUUUUUUUUUUUAAUUUCAACAUCUGACUUCAAACUUGAGCUGGCGAUAAAAUGUUUUUCCUGAACAGCACUUGCUGAAGGAUAAAGUCGUUGGCUAGCAUUGACGGGGAUAGACGUCAAUGGCAGCUAACGGGUUCACUCGGAGGCGUUCGUUUUUUUUUAGUGGGCUUUUUGAGGCAAGGGUCAUUUUUUUAAUAGGGUGCCAUUUCGACAUAACACAUGGACACUAAGGGGGGACAUUUUGUGCUAAAGUUAGCUCUCAGCCUAGCUUUGCUAGCAUUAUAGCUAACAUGAAUUUGUAUAUUACAUGGGGCUUUGCAAGGCAAAGGCCCAGAUAGUAAAAUUCCUUUUUUAUUUUUUGAAUGGUGUUUCUUCAGCACGCCGCACUGUCCAAACCGUUUAACCGAUUCACCAUUCAAAUAUCAAAAAUGACCGAAAUUUUCACGCAACUCAGGCAGUUUUUCGAAUGACCCCCCAAAAUUUUCCGUUAACACGUGAACGCGGGUUUUUUGAAAAAAAAAAAAAAAAAAAAAAGGUUAAAAAUGUAUUUAGUCCUUUUUUGACCAAAUCACAUAAAUUACACAUCAAAAAAUCCGUGAUGGUAAGAGGGAUAAAAGAUGUAUACACAAUUUGCCAAAAACCUACGGUUCCCCCGAAAUUCGCCAAAAGCUGUCCCAUUAAUUUUUAAUGGGAUGCCACUGACAGCCGUGUACGUCCAAAUUUCCCAUUCAUUAUCAAUGGUAGGAAAACAUAGGUCCUUGUGAUUUUUGACCAUUUACCAUGACAGCCCAUUGACAUUCAUCUGGCACCCAUAUAAGUCGAUGCCAUUAACAGACAUGCACGUCCAUGCCAUUGACGGCUAUGCAUGUCCAAAUUUUCCAUUCAUUUUAAAUGGCAGAAAACCUGUGUGGUUGUGGUAUUUAACCAAAAACGUACCGUAACAGCUCAUUGACCUUCAACUGGCGUCCAAGUAAGUUGAUGAACAACCAUGCUCGUCCAUGCCAUUGACAGCCAUGUACGUCUAAAUUUCCAUUGAUUUUCAAUGGCAGAAAAACCUUGUGGUUGUGACUUUUUUUACCAAAAAACUUAAUUACAGCUCAUUGACAUUCAACUGGCGCCCAAGUAAGUCAAUGCCAUUAACAGCCAUGCACGUCCAUGCCAUUGACGGCUAUGCACGUCCAAAUUUACUUACCGUUGCAACUCAUUGACAUUCAACUGGCGUCCAAGUAAGUCGAAUAACAACCAUGCUCGUCCGUGCCAUUGACGGCCAUGUACGUCUAAAUUUCCAUUGAUUUUCAAUGGCAGAAAAACCUGUGUGGUUGUGAUUUUUUACUAAAAACUUAAUUACAGCUCAUUGACAUUCAACUGGUGCCCAAGUAGGUCGAUGCCAUUAACAGACAUGCACGUCCAUGCCAUUGACGGCCAUGUACGUCCAAAUUUCCACUGAUUUUAAAUGGCAGAAAACCUGUGUGGUUGUGAUUUUUGACCAAAAACUUACCAUUACAGCUCAUUGACAUUCAACUGGCACCCAAGUAAGUCGAUGCCAUUGACAGCCAUUCAACCGGACGUAUGUCCGAAAUGUCCCCAAACCAAGAGAAAGUGACCUGAUAACAACAGGAUGAGUCCCCGAAAUGUCUUCAAUUCAGCAGGAAGUGUACCCUGUACACUGUACAAAUGUACCCAAAUCAACAGGAAGUGGCCUGAUAGAUCUGUACCUACCACAGCAAAGCCCCAUCGUAAUUUCUGCAGUUUUGCAUGAAAGCGUUUUGAAAUGAUUCAAUUCCUUUUUUUUUUUUAAUUUAUAAUUUUAACAGAGUGGACACGUGAUUGAUCACACACUAAUACAACUUGACAAAGUGGACAGUGACACUAGGAACAAACAGAAAACCUUUUUUUUUCUUUUUUAAAUUAUUUAAAAAUAACAUGAUUAAAUACAGUUAAUCCAAGACAAUAACAUCACUAUUAUGUUGUUGUUUUUUUUUACCUAUUUUACUGACUGGAUUUGAAUGAAACACCAUGGGGACCCAGCAAAAUUCCAUUACAACCUUUUUACCAGAAAUCAAUUCGAUUUAAAAGAUUGAAUUUAGGAGCCUGUAACUGAAUUUAUAAUAGACGGCAAUUGAUAAUACUCAGUUGAAUGAGUACCAUAAUUUUUGGACUAUAAGCCGCUACUUUUUUACCUUAUUUUGAAUCCUGCAGUUUAUAGUCAAGUGCGGCUUAUUUGUUGAUUUAUUUGGGUUAAUAGGUCAUGCUUUAUUUGACAGUGGUGUCAUAAUUAUGUCAUGACAUUGUCAUGGGCAUUACUGAAUGCUUAUGACAGAUGUCAUUAAGUGUCAUCAGGCAAAUUAUGCCACUGACUCCAUUUCUCCAGCUCAGAUGACAUUAAAUAACAUCUGUUAUAAGCAUUCAUUAAUGCUCAUGACAGUGUCAUGUCAUGAUUGUCCUAUGGCAGUCUUACGGCGCCACUGUUAAAGUAAGUGUUACCAAAUACCAUAACUAGCAAUUAAUGAAACAACUGGAACAGUAACUGAAGAAAUAAUUAGCAUAGAACAUGAAUUUUGAUCGGUAUUUACAUCUGUAGUGCUGCAAUGCAUGCUAAGAGGCAUGUUGGGUGACAACAGUGUUGACAGCAGGUGGCAGCAGAGGUUGACUCUCUCCCCCAAGGGAGCAGUGAUGGCCAGAUGAAGCUUCUUGAAGCAAUGAAGCUUUGCAGCUAAUUGGUUCAAAGCUUCAUUGUUGUUUAUUUGAUCUUCUGACAGUCAUAGGAUGUCGCAGUCAACUAAAGUGUUACUGGUUAAUAUCUUUUGGCGUAAAUAUCUCAUAAUACAUUGAGGACAGCUGUGGCUUGUAGUCAGGUGCGGCUUAUCUAUGAACAAAUGUCGUUGUCAUGCGAAAUUUGGUGGAUGGCGGCUAAUAGUCAGGUGCACCUUCUAGUCCAAAAGUUGCGGUAUUUGUCCAGCUUUAGUGAAAAUACAUAUGGGGAAACAAUUGGCACCUUAUUAAAAAAAAAAAAAAUGACCUGCAUGCAUUCUGUGUCAGAUGUGAGUUUAUGUAGAGUGUGUUGUAAAUUUCAAAGAUUAGAAGGUUUUAAGUAGCAUGUCAUCAGAGGGAUGUAUAUUUUAUUCCAGCUUUAUGUGAUUUUGAUCUUUAUUUGUUUUGAGGGUUUUUUCGGGUUUUAUUUGAUUUUGUUAUUUAAUUUGAUUUGAACAAAUUUAAUUUAAGUUUGUGUUUGAUUCUAAUUUAUUUGUUUUUUUUGUUUGUUUGUUUUUAUUUUUACGUAGAUAUACAGUGCUACCUCUACUUAGGAAAUUAAUUGGUUUUGGAAGUAGUCUUGUAAACUGAUAAUUCCAUGAGUAGAGAUGUGUUUUCCAUGUAAACGGCCUAAUCUGUUCCAAGCACCCCAAAAUUCAUACAUAAAUCUUGUAUAAAGCCUCAAAACCUGUAACAAAUAUAUGUUACGAUUAGAUUAUUGCGGAAAAAAAAAAAUGAGAGUUGUGAUAGAGAAUCAAAGUUGAUACACUCACAUUAAGCUGUCGGAACACUUCGUGGCGUGUGAAGAGGACGCUGGGAUACACACAUACAGUACAGUACAUACAUAGAGUAUUUAGUCAACCACCAAUUGUGCAAGUUCUCCUACUUGAAAAGAUUAAAGAGGCCUGUAAUUGUCAACAUUGGUAAACCUCAACCAUGAGGGACAGGAUGUGGAAAAAAACAGAAAAUCACAUUGUUUGAUUUUUAAAGAAUUUAUUUCCAAAUUAGAGUGGAAAAUAAGUAUUUGGUCACCUACAAACUGUCAAAGAGGUCUAACUUCUUCUAACGAGGCUCUAUUCGUUACCUAUAUUAUUGGCACCUGUUUUAACUCAUUAUCGGUAUAAAAGACACCUGUCCACAAGCUCAGUCAGUCACACUCCAAACUCCAAUAUGGCCAAGACCAAAGAGCUGUCGAAGGACACCAGAGACAAAAUUGUAGACCUGCACCAGGCCGGGAAGCCUGAAUCUGCAAUAGGUAAAACGCUUGGUGUAAAGAAAUCAACUGUGGGAGCAAUUAUUAGAAAAUCAAAGACAUACAAGACCACUGAUAAUCUCCCUCGAUCUGGUGUUCCAUGCAAGAUCUCACCCCGUGGCAUCAAAAUGAUAACAAGAACGGUGCGCAAAAAUCCCAGAUCACACGGGGGGACCUAGUGAAUGACCUACAGAGAGCUGGGACCACAGUCACAAAUGCUACUACUAUCAGUAACACAAUGCCUCACUAGGAACUCAAAUCCUGCACUACCAGACAUGUCCCCCUGCUGAAGCCAGUACACGUCCAGGCCUGUCUGCGGUUCGCUAGAGAGCAUUUGCAUGAUCCAGAAGAGGACUGGGAGAAUGUGUUAUGGUGAGAUGAAACCAAUACAGAACUUUUUGGUAGAAACACAAGUUCUCGUGUUUGGAGGAGAAAGAAUACUGAAUUGCAUCCGAAGAACACCAUAUCCACUGUGAAGCAUAGGGGUGGAAACCUCAUGCUUUGGGGCUAUUUUUCUGCGAAGGGACCAGGACAACUGAUCUGUGUAAAGGAAAGAAUGAAUGGGGCCAUGUAUCGAGAGAUUACGAGUGAAAAUCUCCUUUCAUCAGCAAGGGCAUUGAAGAUGAGACAUGGCUGGGUCUUUCAGCAUGACAGUGAUCCCAAACACACAGCCAGGGCAACAAAGGAGUGGCUUUGUAAGAAGCAUUUCAAGGUCCUGGAGUGGCCUAGCCAGUCUCCAGAUCUAAACCGCAUAGAAAAUCUGUGGAGGGAGUUGCAAGUCCGUGUUGCCCAACGACAGCCCCAAAACAUCACUGCUCGAGAGGAGAUCUGCAUGGAGGAAUGGGCCAAAAUACCAGCAACAGUGUGUGAAAAGCUUGUGAAGAGUUACAGAAAACGUUUGGCCUCCGUUAUUGCCAACAAAGGGUACAUAACAAAGUAUUGCGAUGAACUUUUGGUAUUGACCAAAUACUUAUUUUCCAACAUGAUUUGCAAAUAAAUUUUUUAAAAAUCAAACAAUGUGAUUUUCUGUUUUUUUUUCCACAUUCUGUCUCUAAUGGUUGAGGUUUACCCAUGUUGGCAAUUACAGGCCUCUCUAAUAUUUCCAAGUGGAAGAACUUAGAACAAUUAGUGGUUGACUAAAUACUUAUUUGCCCCACUGUUCACAUACAGUAGAGGACCCUCUUAGCCAAUUUGAUGACAGGAAGAUGCUAGGCAAUAGUCGAUGGCAGAGCAGCUCUUAGUAUGUAACGGUCAUUAAACUCUGGGAGCUGUGAGUAGCAGCCAUACAGUAGUUUUGCCUUUCUUUUAUAACAAAAGGCAAUAUUUUCCCGUUAAGGCUUGUCAUAACGUGAAAAUUUCGUAUCUAGAGACGUUCAUAAAUAGAGGAACCACUGUAUUUAAUUAUUUUACCGUAUUCUAAUUUCAUUUUGGGAUACAUAAUUAAUCUUAUUGCAUUUUCAUUUUUUUUCUAGUUUUUUUUUGUAACUCAUUAAUUCGAUUUCAUUUGAAUCUCUAUUUAUGCUGUCCUAUUUUAUAUUUGAUUUUUUUUUUCUUGUUUUACGUUUGUCCCGCUUAUUUGUUUUUCUGUUUUUUUAUGUUUUACUCAUACAUUUGGUUUAAUAUGAAUAUAUUUUUCUGUAUUGAUAGAAUUUCUUAUUUCAUUUUUUUUCUUGUUUUACUAUUGUCCCUCUUUUUCCCCUUUUUAUUGCAUUGUUUUUAUUCUACUCCUUUUUUUUUGUUGUUUUUUUUUUGUAUUUUACUCAUAAUAGUUUGAUUUCAUUUGAAUAUAUUUUUCUGUACUGAUGCUAUUUAUUUCAUUUUUUUCUUAUACUGUAUUGGCCCGAAUAUAAGACGGCCCUGAUUAUAAGACGACCCCCUCUUUUUCAAGACUCAAGUUUGAAAAAAGACUUUUUGAACACCAAAUUAAUUUUUACACAGAAAAUAAUUACAGUAAAGCCGAAACAAAUGAUUAUAACAAUAUAUUUGAGAGAAAAAGCAUGUUAUUUUGCCUCAUUCAAAUCUUCAUAUCUGAACAUUUAAAUAUGUAAACGAAAGUGCAAUCACAUGGCUUCUGGUUUUUGAAAUAUAAAUAAACCGAUCUAUUGUGAUAAAACAACAAAGUUGUAAUAACUGCAUUAACUAUCAAAAUGAAGUCUAACUAGUCUUGAAACAAAUCUGAAUAAGGAAAAACAUUGCAAUAAAAUAAUGCAAACUGGUUAAACGAGAGUAGCUGAGAUCUAUCAUGAAAGAACAUCACUUCAAUGAUAUCUGGCGCCAUCUAGCGUCGUGAAUGGGGAGAGCAGCUGAGAUCUGUCAUUACAGAACAUCGCUUCAAUGAUAUUUGGCGCCAUCUAGCGUCGUGAAUGGGUAUAAUGUCUCGACCGCGAAUAUAAGACGACCCCCUCUUUUUCAGUCUUACUUCAAUGCAAAAAACACCGUCUUAUAUUCGGGUCAAUACGGUAUUUUUGUCUCACUUUUUUUUUCUUUUUUUUUUUCUUUUUGUUUAAUCCCACUUUGUUCGUCUUUUAUUCUCCUUAUCUCGCUUUUUUCUUUUUCCUAAUUUAACUCAUCGACUGCCAUUGACGGCACUAGACGUCCAAUCCGUUUGAAAAUUGAUUGGACGUCUACUUGUCAUCAACUCAUUUUGUUUACAGCAAAAAUAUUGGACGCCGCAUGAUUGGACGUCUAUCACCGUCAAUGGCGAUGACGUUACUUCCUGACCAUCGGCCACUUAAAACACAAAGCUGCCUCUACUUUAUGGGCAAAAAAAGUAAUUAGGAAAAAAGCCUUUUCCUGUUUACAAGCAGUUCUAGCGCAAAAUCCAAUGCACUGCAUGGCCUUUUCUUGCCUUCCCUUUCUCCCAUUUUGUGUUACUAGCACUUGCUAUGAAGUGUCCAGGUGUGAACAGGUGUGAAGAGUGAACAUGACACCCUGCCCCGGUGUUGUCUUACUGCAGGAGAAACUGAAAUAUUGAUGAGCUUUUCUUUGCGGUCGUUGCGAACAAAAUGCCUUUUUUUGUGUGAAGACUGCGCCAUUUCAAGAUCACAAUCAUCCACUCCAAGCUUUGAUAAUGCGGGUGUUUAUGUUGUUAACCUCAACUAAAGGAAGGGAAGACGUGUUUUUGUUUGUUAAUUUGUAUUUCAAUGGCUGCUUGUCAUUACACUGGAAUGAAACAACGUCUCGAAUAAAAAGAUGUCAUCACAUUUUGAUUAGAUUGAUUAGAUUCACUUUUGUGUUUGGUCUCUAGAGGUCACUGUUGUCAUGCACAAC